Molecule: messenger RNA, 3276 nt
Organism: Mus musculus (house mouse)
Lineage: Eukaryota; Metazoa; Chordata; Mammalia; Rodentia; Muridae
Gene: Mmp20
Product: matrix metallopeptidase 20 (enamelysin)
Exons: 10
Coding region: 23-1471 (482 amino acids)
Biological process (GO): proteolysis
Cellular component (GO): extracellular matrix
Molecular function (GO): metalloendopeptidase activity; metallopeptidase activity; zinc ion binding
Source: RefSeq, marked reviewed
CAAUCAUCAAGCAAGAGAGGAGAUGAAGGUGCUACCUGCCUCUGGCCUUGCUGUCCUUGUCACAGCUUUAAAGUUUGCCACUGCAGACCCCAACCUACUGGCAGCCACCCCUAGGACCUUCAGGAGCAACUACCACCUUGCACAGGCCUAUCUUGACAAGUAUUAUACAAAGAAAGGAGGCCCCCAGGCUGGCGAGAUGGUGGCAAGAGAAAGCAACCCCAUGAUCAGGAGGAUUAAGGAGCUACAAAUAUUCUUUGGCCUCAAAGUCACUGGGAAGUUGGACCAGAAUACAAUGAAUGUGAUCAAGAAGCCUCGCUGUGGAGUUCCUGAUGUGGCUAACUACCGCCUCUUCCCAGGUGAACCCAAAUGGAAAAAAAAUAUUUUGACAUACAGAAUCUCUAAGUACACACCCUCCAUGAGUCCCACUGAGGUGGACAAGGCAAUACAGAUGGCCCUGCAUGCGUGGAGUACAGCUGUCCCUCUGAACUUCGUUAGAAUAAACUCUGGGGAAGCAGAUAUCAUGAUAUCUUUUGAAACUGGAGAUCAUGGGGAUUCCUACCCAUUUGAUGGGCCUCGAGGGACUCUGGCCCAUGCAUUUGCUCCUGGAGAAGGCCUGGGAGGAGACACACAUUUCGACAAUGCUGAGAAGUGGACUAUGGGAACGAAUGGGUUCAAUUUAUUCACCGUUGCUGCUCAUGAAUUUGGCCAUGCUCUGGGCCUGGGCCAUUCCACAGAUCCAUCAGCACUGAUGUACCCAACUUAUAAGUACCAGAACCCCUAUAGAUUUCACCUCCCCAAGGAUGAUGUGAAAGGGAUCCAAGCAUUAUACGGACCCCGGAAAAUAUUCCCAGGAAAGCCCACCAUGCCCCAUAUCCCACCUCACAAGCCAUCUAUCCCCGACCUCUGUGACUCCAGCUCGUCCUUUGAUGCAGUGACAAUGUUGGGAAAGGAGCUUCUGUUCUUCAAGGAUAGGAUUUUCUGGAGAAGGCAGGUGCACUUGCCAACAGGGAUUCGGCCCAGCACCAUCACCAGCUCCUUUCCCCAGCUAAUGUCCAAUGUGGACGCGGCUUACGAAGUGGCUGAACGAGGCAUUGCUUUCUUCUUCAAAGGUCCUCACUACUGGGUCACUCGAGGAUUCCAUAUGCAAGGUCCUCCACGGACAAUUUAUGACUUCGGGUUCCCAAGGCAUGUGCAACGAAUAGAUGCUGCUGUCUACCUCAAGGAGCCUCAGAAGACCCUUUUCUUUGUGGGAGAGGAAUACUACAGCUAUGAUGAAAGAAAAAAGAAAAUGGAAAAAGACUACCCAAAAAACACUGAAGAAGAGUUUUCAGGAGUGAGUGGCCAUAUAGAUGCUGCUGUGGAACUGAAUGGCUACAUUUACUUCUUUUCAGGACGGAAAACAUUCAAGUAUGAUACAGAGAAGGAAGACGUGGUUAGUGUGGUAAAAUCCAGUUCCUGGAUUGGCUGCUGAGUCGUCAGGUCUCUCCGCAGGGACGAAGAGAGCUGUGAGCAACUGAUGACUGGACAUUACGCACCAAGUCGUGUGUCAGAGACACUCCUCUCCAACCUUCAGUCGUGAGGGUGAUUGAAGGUUCCUUGAAAAUAAUAAUUCUAUUGUUUUUCCUAAUAUUCAUUCACAAUUCUAGUCUAAAUGAGAAACCACCUUUAUUCAAAAUCGCAUAAUAUACCCUUUAGUUAAAUAUUCACUUUUCUCUUACCUACUGUAGUAAAGCAAAUUGAUCACUUUGGUUUCUGUUUGUAGAAAAAGGACUAUGUGCACUCAUGUGUGUGCGCAUACACACACGUGCUUAUGAACACAUACACACAUACAAAUAUUUCAUUAAGCAAGGUCAUUACCAUACAAAUUAAAAUUACUCUUUGAAAAAUAAUGGCCAUCAUUUACUAUGAUGGACAUAAAUGUACUUAUUUGUGCUUUGAAGGUAUCACAAACGAAAUGUACCACCAGGUGUGUUCUUGGCUCUAGCUGUCCUCUUUGUCUCCUACUGGCCUCUGAAGAGGGUUGGUAGACAAACAUUCAAAUUAAUCUUCAUGCUCACAACAGCCAGACACUCUACAACAGGGAGAACUUUUCUAACAAAACCCAAUAAAAAAUGUUGGGUUAGAGGAGUUCCUCAUUUCUCUUUUCUGUUAAUAUUUACUAGCUCUUAUCAUGCUUUAUUUGGCGACAAAUUCUGUGUACUUGUAGAAAAUGUAAAUGAUAGUAUCGAAUGUACACAGAUCCAGGAAAAAUAACCUAGUCUGAUCUAUUUCCUACUUCCUGGUAGCACCUGCAGUGGAGAUCUUUGAUCCACCUCAGUUUCUUCUAAAUAGUUUUCUACUUAAUGAAGUCUAUUUUUUGUUGUUUUUGUUUGUUUGUUUGUUUUAAUUCAAACUAAACCUUUUCUUCCCAACUCUACCCAGUUAAUACAGAAAGAAUAAUUGCUAUUAGUCUUAUGGUUUUGAAAAUUUUUAGUACUAGAAUUCUAGAACCAGUCUAGAGAAACUCUACAACAUUUUAGGAGUUCUAAAAUUAAAUAACAUUUUUACUUCAUAGGUUACAUAGAAGAACUAGUUUAUAACACUUAUAACCUGUUACUGUUAGCAUUGUUUAUUAAAUUUGCUUCAUAUAGUCAUGAAAAGACUAACUGAUACUCUGUUACUGCAAGUGUUCCAUUUGGCUUCUCUUAGUGAAAGUCACUGUGCAUACCCAACCGGAUGUUGACUGUUGAAGACAAUAUCUGGUAUCUUUGCUGUCUAAGCUCAAGGUGCCCUGUUGAGAAGGAAAGCCAUUUCACUUUUAUUGCAGGCUGGAAAUGUCUUACUAUCAAUAAGCAAAAAACAAAAGUAAACAAACAGCGACUAGAGAGAUAGAUGGUCAGAGGCUAAGAAUGCUUGCUGCUCUUCCAAGGACCUGAGUUCAGUCUCCAGCACCCACAUGGACAACUUACAACCAUCUGUUAACUCUGGUUCCAGGCAAUCUGAUCCUCUCUGGUGGCUUCCUUGGGCGCCUGCACAUAUGUGUGCAUAUUGACAUGCAUACAUAUAAAUAUAAAUAGUUUCAAAAACAAACAAAGAGCAAAGACUUCAUGAUGUUAAGCAGAAACCCAGCAACUACACUACUGUGUGUGUAUACCUGUGAUAAAUUAAAGCACAAAAACUUGCACACCAGUGUUCACGGCAGCAUUAUUCACAAUAGUCAAAUGUGGAAAGAUGUCCAUCACGUGAUGCAUGUAUGAAUAAAUGUGGUAGAUUCAGACAAUGAAAUGUGUAUUAAAC